Molecule: messenger RNA, 5178 nt
Organism: Solea senegalensis (Senegalese sole)
Lineage: Eukaryota; Metazoa; Chordata; Actinopteri; Pleuronectiformes; Soleidae
Product: zinc finger SWIM domain-containing protein 6-like
Exons: 14
Coding region: 136-3537 (1133 amino acids)
Cellular component (GO): Cul2-RING ubiquitin ligase complex
Molecular function (GO): zinc ion binding
Source: RefSeq, a predicted model, not a curated record
CGCCGCCCUUCUUUCCAAAUAAGGUCGGCUUAUCCAUGUACGGCAAACAAUCGGUGCGAGAUUGCCCUUUUCUCUUCCUUAUCCCGUUUAUAUGAUCGGAGAGGAACUGCGCUUCAGGUUGGAAGCGGUGCGAUCAUGGCCGAGCGAGUCCAGCAGCCCCCAGCCAAGCGGCUCUGCUGCCGGCCCGGCUACAACCCGGCAUGCAGGCAGGGGCAGCGGGCUGGAGGAGUUCUGUGUGGCGGCGCGGGGUCCGCUCCUGGAGGGUCGGGGAACGGGAAAACGCACAACCCGGAGUCGCUGCUCGACAUCGCGGCGCGCAGAGUCGCGGAGAAGUGGCCGUUCCAGCGGGUGGAGGAGCGAUUCGAGCGGAUCCCGGAGCCCGUUCAGCGGAGGAUCGUAUACUGGUCUUUUCCGAGAAGCGAGAAGGAGAUCUGUAUGUAUUCCUCUUUCAACGCCGGAGGAGAGGAAAGUGGAAGUAGCGGGGACAAUAAUGACGAGACGCAGCUGCCUUUCCUGCGGGGUGUCACUCUGCUGGAGGGUGGCUGGGUGGACAACGUAUUGCAAGUCGGUUUUCAUCUGAGCGGCACAGUGACGGAUCCCGCCACCCCGUCGUCCCCCGAGCUUGUGUGCAGCGUGAGCGUCAGCUUCGACCGCUGUAAGAUCACGGCAGUAACGUGCACCUGCGGAAACAAAGACAUCUUCUACUGUGCCCACGUAGUGGCACUCUCGCUUUACAGAGUACGGAAGCCCGAGCAGGUCAAACUCCACCUGCCCAUUUCGGAAACCCUGUUCCAGAUGAGCAGAGACCAGCUGCAGAAAUUCGUCCAGUAUCUCAUUUCAGUCCACCACACAGAGGUUCUGCCCACUGCACAGAAACUGGCUGACGAGAUUCUGUCACAGAACUCGGAGAUCAACCAGGUCCAUGGGGCCCCGGACCCUACAGCAGGGGCGAGUGUGGACGACGAGAACUGCUGGCAUCUGGAUGAGGAGCAGGUUCAGGAGCAAGUCAAGCUUUUCCUUUCCCAGGGAGGAUACCACGGCUCCGGCAAACAACUCAACCUGCUCUUCAGCAAGGUGAGGGAGAUGCUGAAGAUGCGCGACUCCAACGGAGCGAGGAUGUUAACACUGAUCACAGAGCAGUUCAUGGCCGACCCUCGGCUGGCACUGUGGAGACAGCAGGGCACCACCAUGACCGACAAGUACAGACAGCUCUGGGAUGAGUUGGGUGCCCUGUGGAUGUGCAUUGUACUGAACCCUCACUGUAAACCAGAGCAGAAGUCAUCAUGGCUGCGCCAGCUACGCAGAUGGAACAGCGUGGACGUCUGCCCCUGGGAGGAUGGUAACCACGGCAACGAGCUGCCCAACCUCACCCACUCACUGCCUCAGGGUGCCCAUGGCAACCAAGAGAUGCGUCCCCACCGGACUGUGUUCACACGAGCCAUCGAGGCCUGUGACCUGCACUGGCAGGACCGGCACCUUCAGCACAUAAUCGCCAGUGACCUCUACGCCAACUACUGUUACCAUGACAACCAGGAGGGUUCCCUCUUUGACUCCCGCGGCUGGCCCCUGUGGCAUGAACACGUCCCGACAGCCUGCGCCAGGGUCGACGCCCUGCGCUCACACGGUUACCCGAGGGAAGCCCUCCGACUGGCCAUCGCUGUGGUGAACACGUUACGAAGGCAACAGCAGAGACAGCUCGAGCACUUCCGCCGGCACAAGAAAGAGGUGCUCCAGAAAGGCCACACCUCCAUAACCAACAUGGAGGGCUGGGUGGGACACCCCCUCGAUCCUAUUGGUACCCUGUUCAGCACGCUGACUGAGUCAGGACGAUCAGGAGAAGAGGGCUCGAACACCUGCUUAGACCUCUCAGACUGCUCCAGCGUCGUAAGCCGAGCGGACCUCCAGCGGUUGCCUGUGCAGCGAUUGCUCGGCGACGGCGAAUCGUACGUGGCGCUCGCGGUGGAGACAGCUUUGAUAGGUCUGGGCCAGCAGCGCGUGAUGCCCGAUGGGCUUUAUGCUCAAGAGAAGGUCUGUCGCAACGAGGAGCAGCUACUAGCCAAGCUGCAAGAAGUGGAAUUGGACGAGUCCUUGGUCAAAAUCUUCCGUAAACAGGCUGUCUUUCUGCUCGAGGCUGGUCCGUACUCUGGCCUCGGAGAGAUUGUCCACAGAGAGAGUGUCCCCAUGCACACCUUCGCCCGUUAUCUCUUCAGCUCUCUCCUACCUCAUGACGCUGAACUUGCGUACAAAAUUGCACUGAGAGCCAUGCGGUUGCCGGUGUUGGAGUCGACAGCCUCGUCUGGUGACCUGUCGCGACCUCACCACAUUGUUUCGGUGGUUCCCAAUCGCUACCCGCGCUGGUUCACCCUAAGCCACAUAGAGUCUCAGCAGUGUGAGCUGGCCUCCACCAUGCUCACCGCUGCCAAAGGCGAUAGUCGCAGGCUGGAAACAGUCCUGGAGUCCAUCCAGAAAAACAUUCACUCCUCGUCUCACAUCUUCAAACUUGCACAGGACGCAUUCAAGAUUGCCACGCUGAUGGACAGCCUGCCCGACAUCACGCUUCUCAAAGUCUCUCUGGAGCUGGGACUGCAGGUAAUGAGAAUAACGCUGUCCACGUUAAACUGGAGGAGAAGAGAGAUGGUGCGCUGGUUAGUCACAUGUGCCACCGAAGUUGGUGUGUACGCGCUGGACAGCAUCAUGCAGAGCUGGUUCACCCUCUUCACCCCCACAGAAGCCACCAGUAUUGUGGCCACCACGGUCAUGUCCAACAGCACUAUCGUCCGCCUCCACCUGGACUGCCACCAGCAGGAGAACCUGGCUUCCUCCGCCCGCACCCUGGCCCUCCAGUGCGCCAUGAAGGACCCCCAGAACUGCGCCCUCUCCGCUCUUACACUCUGUGAAAAGGACCACAUUGCCUUUGAGACAGCUUAUCAGAUUGUACUGGAUGCAGCGGCAACCGGGAUGAGCUACACUCAGCUGUUCACUAUAGCACGCUACAUGGAACACCGCGGCUACCCCAUGCGGGCGUAUAAGUUGGCCACGUUAGCCAUGGCUCAUCUGAACCUAAGUUACAACCAGGACACACACCCGGCCAUCAACGACGUGUUGUGGGCCUGCGCCCUCAGCCACUCGUUGGGGAAAAACGAGCUGGCUGCCGUCAUCCCCCUGGUGGUCAAGAGUGUGAAGUGCGCCACCGUGCUCUCGGACAUUUUGCGGCGGUGCACGCUGACCACGCCGGGCAUGGUGUCCGCACUUCACAGCCGCAGGAACUCUGGGAAACUGAUGUCCCUGGACAAGGCCCCACUCAGGCAACUGCUAGACGCAACCAUCGGGGCCUACAUUAACACCACGCACUCACGUCUCACACACAUUAGUCCGCGCCACUACAGCGAAUUCAUCGAGUUCCUGGGGAAAGCCCGGGAGACUUUCAUGAUGGCUCAUGAUGGACACAUUCAGUUCACCCAGUUCAUAGACAACCUGAAACAGAUCUACAAGGGCAAAAAGAAACUAAUGAUGCUUGUGAGGGAGAGGUUCGGCUGAGGGUGAGGCUGGGGGGUCAACAAAAGCCCCCCCUCCUGACUCUAGUACUUUUCUAUUAACUUGAGUCUGCCUUUUUGAACUUCUUUUGGACUUCUAAAAACAGACAAAUGAAAAACGAGGGACGCGAUUUGUAGAAUGAAGCAAAAAGAGAAAGGAAAAGAUGACAAAAAAUCAACAGAGCCACACGUGGUAUUAUUGUUCUUGCUGUUGUUAUUGUUAUAAACAUUAUUACUAUUAUUAUUAUUAUUAUUAUUAUUGAUAACAUUAUUACUACUACAUGUACAUACGUGUUUUUAUUUUUCAGAAGAGAGGAAAUUUGUCAUGUUGUGAAUGUUGUGUGUAUUUCUCUACAUCAUGUGUGCGAGAGGAAAAAUGAAAAGUGAAAUGGCUUUUUUUUUAUUUUUUAUUUGAAGCAUCUUUAUUUUCUCCCUUUUAUCAGUGUAUGAAGAGGUAUAUGUUGUCAAGUGGCAGAAGCCCUUCUACGAUAGCGCUCAUGUACAAGCAAAUAUAGAAGAAGAAGAAAAAAACAGCCCGGCAAUCCUCAAAGAGAAACUAAGGCUUUAAACCACACAGAGCACCUCCCUCUGUCUACGCCCUCACCGCUGGGUGCUGGGCAGCACUGCACAGCUCAGCUCGGCUCAGCUCGGCAUGGCACAGCUUGGUUUAGCACUGACAGAAAGCUGCCAUCAGCAUUUCUCCAGACACAGCAGUAGUAGCAGUAGCAGCAGCAGCAGCAUUGGGCACAUGGGAAGCUAUUGGUGUUCUCUGGGUCCCAGGCAUUAGUUUCAUGACGACACAAUAAUGCUCUGAGCUAACUUGGUGUUGCUCUGGUCGUAGUCUGUCUCACACACCCUUUCUUACGAGUGCCUGUCGAACACAGCGAGCAGGCGCUACACGUACAAACAAAGGCUACAUCCAAACUACUGUGCUUUCAUUUGAGAAAAAAAAAGCAUUUUCAGAUAUUAAAAAUCUGCAUCCAGACUCAAAAAACACCUGAAAAUGAUUAUGUACUGGUGUAAACAGGACGUUGACUCUCUGCUCUGCUGUUACUUAGUUUGGUCAAAUAUAAACAUAGAGGAACAACCGUAGGCUGCGUAAUUAAAUGGCCGUAGUCUUCCAGUUUCCAAGUCAAGUUGAUCGGCUUUUGCCACCAGAAUUUCACCUGCAACCAGACACUCACAUAAGCCAUGCUUUAUCGUCCAUCAGCCUCUAAUGUGGAACAUCAUUUAUUUACCAAAUUGACAUCAUGUGCUGUUGAAGAAGACCUGCAACUAGUGACUGAGACAUCCACUCCUCAGGACAACGUUUACCGACAUUAGAAGUCAAGUAAGAAGUGCGCUCGUUUUCCCAUAGACUUCGGUUCAAAUGGAGUUCUUUCUUUUUGCAACCAGCCAAGUCGCCCCCUAGUGGCUAACUGCUACUUCUGCGCUUUAUCUUUUUAAAUGAGAAGGCUACGUCCAUUUUCGCAUACGGUCUAUAGAAACAACAGGUGAAGAGGAAAACUGGGAUUUUCACUCCCAAGUUGUUGCUGGUAAUGACCAAUCGGGUGCGUCUGUGCUUCUGUUUUCAAACCAAAAUUAAGAUAUGAUCCAUUUUCAGUACUCUUAAUCAGGGGAAUCACCCCCCCCCCCUUUUUUUUAA